Molecule: messenger RNA, 2206 nt
Organism: Ochlerotatus camptorhynchus
Lineage: Eukaryota; Metazoa; Arthropoda; Insecta; Diptera; Culicidae
Gene: Ptp36E
Product: protein tyrosine phosphatase 36E
Exons: 16
Coding region: 1-2013 (670 amino acids)
Biological process (GO): protein dephosphorylation
Molecular function (GO): protein tyrosine phosphatase activity
Source: RefSeq, a predicted model, not a curated record
AUGAGUUCUAAGUCAACCUCACGCUAUGCAGAUCUGGAGAAGCCCAAGAAGAAAAAGACACUCAGUUCCACCAGCCUAGUUUCCAUACCGAACACAAUCAAGUUAAGCAUGUUGAAUAGCGGUUUAAUUUCAUUAGAUAAAGUUAAAUUAUCAGCCAGAGAUGAGAAAAACCCGCUCUCGCAGACGAUGCCGGACAAACCGACCGAGCUGCGACACUUUAGCAAACUGUGCGAGCAGCGGCGAAAGUUUCCCAUCCUCUACAAGCUCGAAUUCCAGACGGCUGUGAAGGUGGAGACCAAUACCUGCCGGCACGCGACACGCAAAGCCAAUGCCCACAAGAACCAAAAUCCCAAAUGCAUUCCAUACGACUACAACCGGGUCGUGCUCGGCAAGUACGAAAACAUCCCAGACACCGACUACAUCAACGCGUCCUAUGUCGAUAGUUUACUGAAACCCAAUGCAUACAUCGUAACACAGGGACCAACCGAGGAGACAGUGUUAGACUUUUGGCGGAUGGUGUGGCAGGAGAACUGCAGCGCAAUUGUGAUGUUAACGAAAACUUUCGAUUUUACCAAAGUAAUGUGUGUUCAGUACUGGCCACCCAACCGGGAAAAGGAGGAAAUCUACGGCGACAUUCACAUCAAAGUGCAAUCCGAAGAAGAGCUAGCUAAUUUCCAUAUAAGAACGUUUAGGUUAUUUAAAGUGAACAAAGACAACGUAAUGACGGAGGAGCGUUUCCUGCUGCAGUUUCACUACACCGAAUGGCACUCGCACACCUGCCCCUUCUCCAAUGCGAUCCUCGAGUUCCGACGAAGGGUCCGCUCCGUCGUGGGGACAAUCAUCAAGGCAAACAGCCAGGUUGGUCCGAUGCUGGUGCAUUGCAAUGACGGCGGAGGGCGAUCCGGGGUGUACCUGGCAAUCGAUGCCAACAUGGAACUGGCCGAAGAGGAGGACUCGUUUCACGCGUUUGGUUAUCUGAAAAAGUUGCGACAGUCUCGGAAAGGCCUUAUCGAAAAUGUGGAACAAUACAAGUUCGUAUACGACACAUUGGAGGAGUUUGUGAUCUGCGGCAAUUCGUGGUUUCCGGUGAAGGAACUGUCGCAGCGGUUGAAGGAGAAGAGCCUCAAAGAUAACGUAUCGAAAAUGAACUCCUACCAAAAGGAGUACGCUCAGAUUUGCAAACAGACGCCCCGGUUCACCAUUGGAGACUGCGCCGGGGGCCACCGCGGUGACAACCGGGAUAAGAACCGAGACGUGCUCUGUGUACCACCUGACAACUUCCGUCCUUACCUUACCUCGUUUCAGGGAAAUUCAUUUACCGACUACAUUAACGCUGUAUUUGUAGAUGGCUACACCAAGCCUAGAGAGUAUAUAGUUACCGAGUGGCCCUUACAGAAAACCUGCGGAGAAUUCUGGUCCUUAGUGUACGAUCACGAAUGUUCCGCGGUCGUCGUCCUCUGUCAACCACCUCAAAACUCGCAACAAUAUCCUUCCUGCUGGCCCGAGGGUCGCCAUUCGAAAAAGUACGGUCCGGUCUUUACGAUCGAUCACAUCUCGCACAACCACUACGCCAACAUCAAGUCGUGGGUCUUCCGAAUCAACAAGAAGGUGAUCUCGCUGACGGAACUGAUGGCCGGUGUGAAAGCUCCACCCAGAACGGUACAGCUCUUUCAGCUGAUAUGCUGGCCCAUGGGACACAAGGUGCCAACAUCCACGAAUUCGUUGGUGGAGCUGAUGAACAUGGUCGAACGGUGGAGGCAGAAAACCGACUACGGUCCAGUUUGUGUCGUAUCGCCAGACGGUCGCAGCCGAGCCGGAGUGUACUGUGCGGCGAACGCGUGCAUCGAGCAGGUCAUUCAGCACGGCGAGGUGGACGUAUUUCAGGCGGUCAAAACGGUCCGAAGGCACCGGCCCCAGCUGGUGGACAAUAUGACUGAGUAUAAAUACUGCUACGAUUUAGUUUUACACUACGUUCUACACUAUUUGAAUAAAGACUUGAAGGAAAAGAAGUGAGAAUGCGAAUUACACGAUGAUCUGUGGUUUAUCGAAUUUGGCCGGGGCAAAAGCAUCCCGCUGACCCCCGAGUACUCAAAUUCCGAACUCUCCAAAGAACUAUCGAACGCAGGUCGUGUAAUCGUGGAAAAGUCAAUCAGAAAACUGCAACGAGGAGAGUGCUACGACCGUGGUCAAUCGUUUGACGACAAAA